Gekko japonicus is the source of this 1998-nucleotide messenger RNA. RefSeq names its product sodium- and chloride-dependent creatine transporter 1-like. NCBI's taxonomy places the organism in Eukaryota, Metazoa, Chordata, Lepidosauria, Squamata, Gekkonidae. Bases 1 to 1932 code for a protein of 643 amino acids. Gene Ontology annotation, biological process: sodium ion transmembrane transport. The record is from RefSeq and is a predicted model, not a curated record. The transcript is spliced from 14 exons. Gene Ontology annotation, cellular component: membrane.
AUGGCACCAAUGCCCGCCGAAACAUGUUCAGAGGGCAGUGGGUGCUCCGAGGUGGCUGAGGCAGAGAGUGCCGAGCCAGUCAGUGGCACGGGAGAGACCACCCUUGAGGAGAGAGCCAUCACUGCACCCCUGGUGGUAUCCAUGGGCCCCGGAAAGCUGCCCAUUCCGGAACGGGAGACCUGGACCAGGCAGAUGGAUUUCAUCAUGUCUUGUGUGGGCUUCGCUGUGGGGCUGGGUAACGUCUGGCGCUUCCCGUACCUCUGCUACAAGAAUGGAGGAGGUGUCUUCCUAAUUCCUUACCUGCUAAUAGUCUUUGUUGGGGGGAUCCCCGUCUUCUUCCUGGAGGUGGCCUUGGGGCAGUUCAUGAAGCAAGGUGGGAUUGCUGCCUGGAACAUCGCUCCCCUCUUCAAAGGGCUGGGCCUGGCCUCCAUGGUCAUUGUCUUCUUCUGUAACUCCUACUACAUCAUGAUCCUGGUCUGGGGCCUCUUCUACCUGGUGCACUCGCUGACCGAGACCCUGCCCUGGGCCACGUGUGGCCACUCCUGGAACACUCCGCAGUGCACCGAGAUGUUCGGUCACAGCGUCUGCAGCAACAGCACCAACGGCACCGCCAGGAACUGCAGCAACCUGACUGACGAGCGAUCUCCCAUCAUCGAGUUCUGGGAAAACAAGGUGCUGCGGAUUUCAGGGGACCUUGCCGAACCAGGAGACCUUAGCUGGCAGCUCAUCCUUUGCCUGCUCACAACUUGGAUCAUUGUCUACUUCUGCAUUUGGAAGGGUGUCAAGUCCACUGGGAAGGUCGUCUAUUUCACUGCUCUGUUCCCCUACGUGGUUCUGAUCCUGUUGCUCUUACAUGGGGUGACCUUGCCUGGUGCACUUGAUGGCAUCGUCUACUACCUGAAACCUGAUUGGUCCAAGCUUGCCGUGGCACAGGUAUGGAUUGAUGCUGGUACCCAGAUCUUCUUCUCAUAUGCUAUUGGGCUGGGAGCCCUGACCGCCCUUGGCAGCUACAACCGCUUCCACAACAACUGCUACAGGGAUGCCUACAUCUUGGCUGUCAUCAACAGUUCGACCAGCUUCUUCGCUGGCUUCGUGGUGUUUUCUGUGCUGGGCUUCAUGGCGUCUGAGCAGGGUGUUGACAUCUCCCAGGUGGCAGAGUCAGGUCCAGGCCUGGCCUUCAUCGCCUACCCCAAAGCCGUGACACUGAUGCCACUCUCUCCACUCUGGGCGACGCUGUUCUUCUUCAUGCUUCUUGUCCUGGGGCUGGACAGCCAGUUUGUGGGCGUGGAGGGUUUCAUCACGGGGAUCCUGGACCUGUUCCCACAGCCGGCAGCUGGCUCCCGACGCAGAGAGGUCACUGCCGCAAUCUGCUGCCUCGUUUGCUGUAUCAUCGACCUCUCCAUGGUGACCCAGGGGGGCAUGUACGUCUUUCAGCUCUUUGACUACUAUUCAGCCAGUGGGAUCACACUUCUGUGGCAGGCCUUCUGGGAGUGUGUGGUGAUCGCUUGGGUCUACGGUGCUGACCGCUUCAUGGAUGACGUCGCCCGCAUGAUUGGCUACCGGCCUCUGCCCUACAUGAAGUGGUGCUGGUCACUCGUUACACCAGCCGUGUGCGUGGGAAUUUUCCUCUUCCACGUGGUGAACUACCAGCCAUUGACUUACAACAAGACCUACGUCUACCCCUGGUGGGGAGAGGCCAUUGGCUGGGCUCUGGCCCUCGCAUCCAUGCUCUGCAUCCCCUGCACUGUCGCCUACAAGCUCCUGCGAAGCAAGGGCUCCUUGCAACAGCGUUGGCAGGUGCUAACCACACCUGUCUGGGGCCACCACCACCUGGAGUACAUGACGCCCGAAGCUGAGACAAAGCUCUUGCCCCCGGAUGGUCUUGCCGCAGCCCCCUUGGAGAAGGCAAUGCUUUUUGAGACUGUGAUCUAAGGGCUCGUCCCCUUCCCUGUAGUGAUAGCACGUGACACCGAGAUCAGUUGGGGGGAGAGGGUGGCG